CUCCUUCACACUUAUCACGCCACCUCACCCCCUCACCUCUCUCCUCCCUCUUCUCUCUCUCCCCCCGCCUGGAGAGAUGGAUCUUCGACGGAGGCCUCCUAAACCACCGGUUAACUCCAAUCCCAACGGUUCUUCUUACCCUUCCUCUUAUCAACCCCGCUCUUCCGACGACGAUCACCGUCUCCGUACCGCAUCAAUUGCUCCUCCUCCCAAAGCCUCCGAUGCGCUUCCCCUUCCUCUCUAUCUCACCAACGCCGUCUUCUUCACGCUCUUCUUCUCCGUCGCUUAUUAUCUCCUCCACCGGUGGCGUGACAAGAUCCGUUACAACACGCCUCUCCACGUCGUCACUAUCACCGAGCUCGGUGCCAUUAUUGCUCUCAUCGCUUCUUUCAUCUAUCUCUUAGGGUUUUUCGGUAUUGACUUUGUUCAGUCCUUUAUCUCCCGCGCUUCUGGCGAUGCUUGGGAUCUCGCCGAUACCAUCGAUGAAGACGACCACCGCCUCGUCACCUGCUCUCCGCCGACUCCGAUCGUUUCCGUCACCAAAUUGCCUAUUCCGGAACCUAUUGUUACCGAAGCGCUUCCUGAGGAAGACGAGGAGGUUGUGAAAUCUGUUCUCGACGGUGUGAUCCCGUCUUACUCGCUCGAAUCUCGUCUCGGAGAUUGCAAAAGAGCUGCGUCGAUUAGGCGUGAGGCGUUACAGAGAGUCACCGGGAGAUCUUUGGAAGGAUUACCGUUGGAUGGAUUUGAUUAUGAAUCGAUAUUGGGGCAAUGCUGUGAGAUGCCUGUUGGAUAUAUUCAGAUUCCUGUGGGGAUUGCUGGACCUUUGUUGCUUGAUGGUUUUGAGUACUCUGUUCCUAUGGCUACCACCGAAGGAUGUUUGGUUGCUAGCACUAACAGAGGCUGCAAGGCUAUGUAUAUCUCUGGCGGAGCCACCAGUACGGUUCUUAAGGAUGGGAUGACUCGAGCGCCCGUGGUUCGGUUCGCUUCCGCCAGACGAGCUUCGGAGCUUAAGUUUUUCUUGGAGAAUCCUGAGAACUUCGACACUUUGGCCGUUGUAUUCAACAGAUCGAGUAGAUUUGCAAGAUUGCAAAAUGUUAAAUGCACGAUCGCGGGGAAGAAUGCAUAUGUAAGGUUCAGUUGUAGCACUGGUGAUGCCAUGGGGAUGAAUAUGGUUUCCAAAGGUGUGCAGAAUGUUCUGGAAUACCUUACCGAUGAUUUUCCUGACAUGGAUGUCAUUGGAAUCUCUGGUAACUACUGUUCGGACAAGAAACCUGCUGCUGUUAACUGGAUUGAGGGACGUGGCAAAUCAGUUGUUUGUGAGGCAGUAAUCAGAGGAGAGAUCGUGAACAAGGUGUUAAAAACAAGUGUGGCUGCCUUGGUCGAGCUCAAUAUGCUCAAGAACUUAGCUGGCUCUGCUGUUGCAGGCUCUCUAGGGGGAUUCAACGCUCACGCCAGCAACAUAGUUUCUGCUGUAUUCAUAGCCACCGGCCAGGAUCCAGCUCAAAACGUGGAGAGCUCUCAAUGCAUCACCAUGAUGGAAGCUAUCAACGACGGCAAAGAUAUCCAUAUCUCAGUCACUAUGCCAUCUAUCGAGGUGGGGACAGUGGGAGGAGGAACACAGCUAGCGUCUCAAUCAGCGUGUCUAAACCUGCUGGGAGUGAAAGGAGCGAGCAAAGAGUCGCCGGGGAUGAACGCAAGGAGGCUAGCAACAAUAGUGGCCGGAGCAGUACUAGCAGGAGAGUUAUCUCUAAUGUCAGCAAUUGCAGCUGGACAGCUAGUGAGGAGUCACAUGAAAUACAACAGAUCCAGCCGAGACAUAUCCGGAGGAGCAACGACAACAACAACAGCAACAUGAUGAUAUCAGUAUCUCCUCUGGGCGCAAAAACUCAAAAAGAAAGACAACAAUCCAAAACAAGGCAGGCUUUUUACAACUCAUUUCACUCAGAACUCGCUGGUGGACAAGAUUCAAGCCAUGUGCGUGUGCGUGCACCCCCUCCCCUUUUGUUAAAUAAAAAAAGAAAAGAAAAGAAAAGAAAAAAACUAUUUGUUUUGUUUGUUUGACUUUGAAAUCGUUCUCUCUCUUUUUUGGAUUGAGGAGGAGCAAGAAUGAGAGAUUUUCACACUUUUCUCUCGCUCUCACUGCCUCCUCUUUCUCUCGCUCUCACUGCCUCCUCUUUCUCUCUUUUCUCUCAUGGAUAAUUCGUGUCUCUUUGAUUUGUCUUUGUUUGUUAGGAAGUGGUCUAUAUGAACAAAAAUUGUGUAUGAAGAAGUUACGUUUGGGAACAUUUUGAGAUUUUUCUCUGUUUUGUUUCCUAUCAUUUUUAAAAUUUAUAUACGUUAUAAAAUUUCCCUUUGUGUUGGGGA
Capsella rubella is the source of this 2364-nucleotide messenger RNA. RefSeq names its product 3-hydroxy-3-methylglutaryl-coenzyme A reductase 1. The record is from RefSeq and is a predicted model, not a curated record. Bases 77 to 1855 code for a protein of 592 amino acids. Gene Ontology annotation, molecular function: protein binding; hydroxymethylglutaryl-CoA reductase (NADPH) activity. Gene Ontology annotation, cellular component: peroxisomal membrane; endoplasmic reticulum membrane. The transcript has 4 exons. Gene Ontology annotation, biological process: sterol biosynthetic process; coenzyme A metabolic process; isoprenoid biosynthetic process. NCBI's taxonomy places the organism in Eukaryota, Viridiplantae, Streptophyta, Magnoliopsida, Brassicales, Brassicaceae.